GCAUCACAGUGCAACACUGCGCAUGCCCAGUAUCGCGCCUGAGAGCGCGGCGUCUCUGAAGGCUGCAGUGAUAUAUAUAUAUCCUGCUUGUUUGUUUUGCCGUCAGUUACAUUACGUUCUUUUUUUAGAUUGAAGGGUGUGUUCAAUUAAGCACAGUGAGAUUCUUUCUUCACAUACCCCGUCCUUGGAGGUUGGGGUCAGAGCGUAGGGUCAACCAUGAUUCAGCGCCCCUGGAGCAGGAUGGAAAAUGAAGAUAGGACAUUGGUGAAGAGCCAGGACUCGGAAGAGAAAAGUGUUGGCCGCACAACUCUGUUAGACAGUGGGGAAGAUUUUGAGAUGCUAGAAGAAGUUGACGAUGGAGUGGAUGAUGAUCUCCCCCCUUUAGAUGAUGUAGGUGGUGGAAAGAAAGAAAGCCAUCAGGCUAGUAAAGAAUGCACAGAGCCCGAUCGGUCUCCACCCCAAGAGGAAUGGCUGGAUGUUUUAGGAAAUGAGCAGCUGAGAAAGAAAGUUUUAGAAGCUGGUUCUGGUCCUGACAGCAAACCUCGGAGGGGCCAAAAUGUCACCAUUAUUCUCAAGACCACUCUGACUGACGGAACUACAGUAGAGGAUGAGUGCAACAUCUCUUUCACACUUGGCGAUGGUGAUGUCAUUCAGGCUUUGGAUCUCACUGUGCAGUUAAUGGAGAUGGGUGAAAAGGCUUUGAUUGAAGCCGGGGCCAAAUACGCAUAUGGUGCACUGGGGAGCAGUUCCACUCCUGUUGUGCCCCCUAAUGCUGAUUUGACUCUGGAGGUGCAUCUCCUGUCUGCUGUUGAUGCUCCUGACCUGGAACUUCUUCCUCCCUCUGAGAGGAUCAGUCUGGCAAGUAAGAAACGAGAGCGGGGCAACUUUCACUACCAGCGUGGUGACUACGCUUUUGCUGUUAACUCCUAUGGGAUUGCCUUGCAGAUAACAGAAGCAAGUUCGAAAGUGGACAUCAGCCCUCAGGAGGAAGAAGAGCUACUGGAUGUAAAGCUGAAAUGCCUAAACAACAUGGCUGCCUCUCAGCUCAAGCUGGAACACUAUGAAGCUGCACUGCGCUCCUGUGUCUCUGUUUUAGCUUACCAGCCAGACAAUAUCAAAGCUUUGUUUCGUCAAGGCAAGGUUCUGGCACUACAAGGGGAAUAUGCUGAUGCAAUUAAAAGUUUAAAAAGAGCUUUAAAGUCUGAUCCAAGUAACAAGACUAUCCACGCAGAGCUGUCCAAGCUGGUGAAGAAACACUCGGAACAGAAGGGUGCUGAGCAGGCUAUGUACAAGAAGAUGCUUGGAAACCCACCCGACAUCAGCACUGUACAGAAGACCCAGGCCAAAUCCUCAUGGAGUAUAAGCUGGAAGUGGUUGUUUGGUGCUACUGCAGUUGCUAUUGGAGGUGUAGCCUUGUCAGUGGUCAUCGCUGCUAGAAAUUAAAGAUUUCAGGAUGCUAGCUUUAGCUUGAUUUUAGCUACAUGAUUCUCCAUUUAUAGUGCUUUCUGUUUUCUGUCAGAGAAUAUAACUUAUUAAUGCUUUAACAAAGGUUCUUUAAAUGCAUGAAAGGUGAUCUGAGAAAAUGUGUGAAGUGAUAAAUUAUUACAUCUGUAAAAUGAGUAAACUUGCCAUUUUGUUGUGAAAAUUAACUAGGUUAUAUAAAAUCUUAGUAAUGUUUAGAGCCUCCAGUGCAAAAUGUUUUCUAUAUCUAAUCACCUCCUUGGCCACUUAUGUUAUGUUAUGUUUCUGAAUCAGCAAGACUGUUUCUCGAGUAGCCAACAUGUAUGCUGCUAGCUUGUUUUCCUACAUGGCGAAAUUCGAAGCAAUUGCAUGGCCAAGGAUAGAGAGCGAUAUUUGCUUGUUGCAGUUCUUUCUCCGGUGUUUAACAAACCUGUCCAGUGAAGACCCUUUUUUUUUUUUUUUUUUUUUUGGUCUCCAUUGCAUUCAGGAGGGUGUACCUCACCUUUUAAUCUCUCUGACCAAACACUGUAAAGAUUUUACAAAAAGACCAAAUUAAUUGAGUUUGAUUUAUUUUAUUUCUAAAUAUGUAAAUGGUAUUUAUUUUAAAUAUUCACUUAAUAUGUUUAAUUUUCUGAUGAAUGAUUGUGUAAAUGGUUUGGUUACUCAUUUGGUAUUGAAAGUAACAACAUUCCUGAUAUUUCUUUAAUUUGUUGAAAUACAUUUUGCACACUCAGUUCACACACCUGUGGUAUUCCAUGAGACGAAGUGGCUAGUUAACGUUUAAUUAAAACUCUUCCAAUCACCUAAAGGUGUCUUGGUGAAAUUCUGUAAUAAAGUUUUCCAUGACUUCACAUUUGUCCCUGCCCUUCAUUAACCUGAGGUAUUGUAGUGUAACCCAUGACUGUUUCCAUUCCUUACACAGUUCCUCAAAUGUUCUUAUAAAGCUCUGAAUAGUUCUCCUUUUGUCAUCACUCGUGGGUAAUGAUCACAUUUGUCUGUGACCUUUUCAUGGAAAUAAGCAUGUAAAAAGCCAAUCAAAAUUGCAUGGUUUAGAGCUGUGCUUUUCACAGUGAGGUCCAGGGGGAUGUGAUGUAUAUGCAGCAGGACCCUAAAGUUAAAUGUUUUCAUCCAAAGAUCCCUGGAACUGUUAAGUUAAUUCCAUAUGCCCAGACACUACAGAUUUAUUUCAUGAGUGUGGACAGAUGACUCCAAAUUGGACUUUUCUGUGAUCCCAAGCCUUGCUGUUUUUUGUUUUUCCUGAUGAUUUCAUGUCACUACUGUAAAUAAAUAUUCAAUAAAUGUUUUGCCAUAUUUCCGUGUUU
Hemibagrus wyckioides is the source of this 2783-nucleotide messenger RNA. It is a transcript of the gene fkbp8, whose product is annotated as FKBP prolyl isomerase 8. Bases 217 to 1443 code for a protein of 408 amino acids. The record is from RefSeq and is a predicted model, not a curated record. The transcript has 10 exons. Gene Ontology annotation, molecular function: protein binding; peptidyl-prolyl cis-trans isomerase activity. Lineage: Eukaryota; Metazoa; Chordata; Actinopteri; Siluriformes; Bagridae.